Homarus americanus (American lobster) is the source of this 759-nucleotide messenger RNA. RefSeq lists its product as uncharacterized. The coding region runs from base 1 to 759 and encodes 252 amino acids. The record is from RefSeq and is a predicted model, not a curated record. NCBI's taxonomy places the organism in Eukaryota, Metazoa, Arthropoda, Malacostraca, Decapoda, Nephropidae. The transcript has 3 exons.
AUGGGAGGAGACCCAACACAACCUGGUGACAGUGAUGGUGACAAGAAGACCCAACACAACCUGGUGACAGAUGAGGACAAGAAGACCCAACACAACCUGGUGACAGUGACGGUGACAAGAAGACCCAACACAACCUGUGUAACAGCCGCUGUCAACAGUGUAACAGCCGCCGUCGACAGUGUAACAGCCGCUGUCAACAGUGUAACAGCCGCCGUCAACAGUGUAACAGCCGCCGUCAACAGUGUAACAGCCGCCGUCAACAGUGUAACAGCCGCUGUCAACAGUGUAACAGCCGCCGUCAACAGUGUAACAGCCGCGUCACAGUGUAACAGCCGCGUCAACAGUCUUAACAGCCGUCAACAGUGUAACAGCCGCCGUCAACAGUGUAACAGCCGCCGUCAACAGUGUAACAGCCGCGUCAACAGUGUAACAGCCGCCGUCGACAGUGUAACAACAGUUGUAACAGAUACCGUCAACAGUGUAACAGCCGCCGUCAACAGUGUAACAGCCGCCGUCACCGUCAACAGUGUAACAGCCGCCGUCAACAGUGUAACAGCCGCCGUCAACAAUAUAACAGCUACCGUCAACAGUGUAACAGCCGCCGUCAACAGUGUAACAGCCGCCGUCACCAAUAUAACAGAUACCGUCAACAGUGUAACAGCCGCCGUCAACAGUGUAACAGCCGCCGUCACCAAUAUAACAGAUACCGUCAACAGUGUAACAGCCGCCGUCACCAUGCAAUUACCCAGAUUGUUAUAA